CACUGAUUUCUUUUGUAACUUGAUGUGUUUUAGCUCUUGAUGCCACCCUCUGCAGAAGUGCUGUGCAUUUUGGGAGCUGGGGUUCAAGCCCAUAGCCAUUAUGAUAUUUUUACAGAGCUGUUUUCAUUUAAGGAGGUCAGGAUGUGGAAUCGCACGAAGGAGAAUGCUGUGAAGUUUGCUGGCUUGGUGAGGGGUCCGGUGCAGGUUUGCUCUUCUGCUCAGGAGGCCGUUAUUGGGGCUGAUGUCAUUAUAACAGUUACCAUGGCGACAACACCUAUUUUAUUUGGAGAAUGGGUAAAACCAGGCGCCCAUAUCAAUGCAAUUGGGGCAAGCAGACCAGACUGGAGAGAACUGGAUGAUGUAGUGAUGAAGAAUUCUGUGCUGUAUGUGGAUUCCAGAGAGGCUGCUUUGACUGAAUCGGGAGAUGUUAUAUUAUCAGGGGCAGAAAUUUUUGCCGAGUUGGGAGAGGUAGUGAAAGGGACAAAACCAGCGCUCUGUGGGAAAACAACAGUGUUCAAAUCACUGGGGAUGGCCAUUGAAGAUACAGUAGCAGCAAAAUUAGUUUAUGAUUCCUGGUCAGCUGGUAACUAAAACUGGAGAGCCUGCAAUAUCAAGACAGGCAUAGCAGUAUGAAGUCAAUAGUUUGCAUUUGGCUUUUGGGCACUUUCUUUUCUUUACACAGAAAGGUAAUAAUCUUACAUGUUAUAUACAAAACUUUUUCAUAACUUUCAAUCAUCAACUUUAAAACCACAAACUGUGCAGUACAUAAUCCUGUAUUUUUAAGGACAGGUAUCUAAUGUUUGUGUUGCUAACAAAUGUACUUCUGUGUAUUAUCCUUAUAGGACAAAUGAUUUACCACUCCAUGCAUCUUUCGUGGAGAGCUUUGAGAGCUAAUUGGUGUUAUGGUGGAAUAUGCCAGUUUGAAGAUUAGAGUUUAAAUGUUCUGUCAUGG
Molecule: messenger RNA, 952 nt
Organism: Gavialis gangeticus (Gharial)
Lineage: Eukaryota; Metazoa; Chordata; Crocodylia; Gavialidae
Gene: CRYM
Product: crystallin mu
Exons: 5
Coding region: 40-591 (183 amino acids)
Biological process (GO): thyroid hormone metabolic process
Cellular component (GO): cytoplasm
Molecular function (GO): thyroid hormone binding
Source: RefSeq, a predicted model, not a curated record